AUGACAUCCAACGUUACGGAGUCUAUGAAUGCAGUCGUUGUACAUGCACGUGCAUUGCCAGUAACCGCACUUCUUGAACAUGUUCGAGCGCUGUUGCAGUGGUGGUUUUACGAGAGGCGAACAUAUGCAUCUAGUCGCGAAACUAUCCUUACUGACUAUGGUGAGACAAAGAUGCGUACUGCAGAGAACGUGGCUCAAACACACCCCGUGAUACCCAUUAACCAUCAUGAGUUCGACGUGAGCGAUGGACUGAAAAUGGUGCGUGUGAAUUUAAAUACAAUGACAUGUGGAUGUAAACAGUUUGACUACUUCCAGUUCCCGUGCUCCCAUGCUAUUGCAGUAGCAACCCUUCGGAACGUGAACAGGUAUACCCUAUGCUCUCCUACAUAUAGUCUGCAAACUCUAAUUACCGCAUAUGCCGAAUCUGUGUACCCUCCCAACGAUAUAGAUGACUGGAUUUUACCUGAUGACUUCGUGGAGGUUGAAGUGGAGCCAUCCAAAAUUGUAAAACAUGUUGGCCAACGCCAAACUGUACGAAUAUCGUCGGUCGGGGAGACCCGCCAAUUCCACAAAUGUGGUCGAUGUGGCAACAUGGGACACAAUAAAAAAACGUGUCGUCAGCCACUUAGAACUACUGUAUCAGACGUUGAUGGUGUGUAA
Momordica charantia (bitter melon) is the source of this 660-nucleotide messenger RNA. RefSeq lists its product as uncharacterized. Gene Ontology annotation, molecular function: nucleic acid binding; zinc ion binding. The record is from RefSeq and is a predicted model, not a curated record. NCBI's taxonomy places the organism in Eukaryota, Viridiplantae, Streptophyta, Magnoliopsida, Cucurbitales, Cucurbitaceae.